This is a messenger RNA of Periconia digitata, 2461 nucleotides long. NCBI's taxonomy places the organism in Eukaryota, Fungi, Ascomycota, Dothideomycetes, Pleosporales, Periconiaceae. The record is from the annotation of a GenBank genome assembly.
CUCUCGAGUCUCAACUGUUACCACCAUAACAAACAUCGCAAUAUAUAGAGCGCAGACCCAACGUUUUAUGAAAACUGAAGAUAUCGGUGAUCUGUUAUGGGUUUGUUUUGUAUGUGAUGCACGAAAAUGAAGUGGUGAAAGUUUAGUACAUUGGGCGAGAAGAAGAUGGUAUUCAGUUAGCUCGAGUCCAAUGUUGAGGCAGGCCUCCCUGGAGAGAAAAGAAGAAAAAAUUGAAUGAAGCGGACUAACGACAGUUUCUUGUAUGGUGAUCCUGACCCUGUUGCCAUUGGUUGGCAAACACCCUCUGUCGCGUGUUGUUUCUUUCACUGCAUGUGGGUUCGCCGAAUCAUACGUCACCCGCCAAGCUCAAGCCAGUCCCUUACUCAUCAAUCAGCUCCUAAAUCUAAAUUUCGAGUCCAAACAUCACUGGAUCUCGACAUUUGCUCCAUCAACUCAACCGCCGUCCAUUGAACGCGCCUGGGCCCUUCCUUACCACCUGUACAUUUGACAUCACCCCUUCUAAUUCACUUUCAUCUUCCUCGCGUUUGUGCAUUCCGCUUCCGCUCACACCAUGUCAGCCAACGCAGCUCCACUCCCUAACAGCCCCGGCCCAUUCCCCGUCGCAAUCCCAGAGAAAGGUACAAGCGGGCUUUGGGAUCGAUUAUCCACAUGGGCGUCCGAAAACAAGGGCGUCGUAUACACAGUCGCCGGUCUCACAUUGGUCGUCGGUACGGGAGGCGUCAUCUACUAUCUCUCAAAUGACAAGCAGAGCUCCAGCACACCCACUUCCUCCAACAAGCGGAAACAGAAGCGAGACCGGAAGAAGGCGAAGGAACGCGCGGAAAAGGAGGCCGCAAAGGACAAGGAGCCGGCCGCAGCCGAGCCCAAGAAGGCAUCCGUGACGACUACGACUGACGAUGAGCUUCCUGAAGUCGACGAGAACUCUGUUGGCUCGCUAUCAGACGAGGAGCGCAAAGAGUACGCGGCCAAGCUCAAGGCCGCAGGUAACAAGGCAUAUGGCUCAAAAGACUACAAUCGCGCCAUCGACCUCUAUGGCAAGGCCAUCCUCUGCAAACAAGACCCAGUCUUCUACUCCAACCGCGCCGCGUGCUGGAAUGCCAUGUCCGAAUGGAACAAGGUGAUUGAGGAUACCACGGCUGCCAUCAACCUCGACAACGAAUACGUCAAGGCUUUGAACCGACGAGCGAACGCAUACGAACAGGUCGACCGCAACAGCGAGGCUCUUUUGGACUACACCGCGAGCUGCAUCAUUGACGGCUUCCGCAAUGAGAGCAGUGCGCAGAGCGUGGAGCGAUUACUGAAGAAGGUCGCUGAAGCCAAGGGCAAGGCUAUCCUCGCCUCAAAGGAGAAGAAGCUGCCCAGCCCGACAUUUGUCACCAACUACCUCCAGAGCUUCCGUCCCACCCCGCCACCCAGCGGACUCGAUGAUGACGCGGAGCUUGACGAGGAGAGCGGAAAGGGCCAGCUUAGGAAGGGGCUCAGGGAAAUGAACAACAAGACGGGUGAGGGCUAUGCGGAGGCUGCUGCAGCAUUUGACCGCGCUUUGGAGCUUGGAGAUCUCGGAGAGCACGAGGCUUUCGCAUACAACAUGCGCGGCACCUUCAGAUAUCUCAAGGGUGACAACGACGAUGCGCUCCAGGACAUGGACAAGAGUGUUGAGCUCCAACCAUCGCUAACGCAGAGCUUCAUCAAGCGCGCCAGCAUGCACUUGGAACUUGCGAACCCUGGAGCCGCCGAAGCAGACUUUGCUUCUGCCCUGGAGCAGAACAAGGACGAUCCUGAUAUCUACUACCACCGCGCCCAGCUCCACUUCAUCAAGGCCGAAUUCGGUGAAGCUGCCAAAGAUUACCAAAAGUCCAUCGACCUCGACCCGGAUUUCAUCUUCUCGCACAUCCAGUUGGGAGUGACACAGUACAAGAUGGGCAGCAUCGCAUCAUCCAUGGCCACGUUCCGCCGUUGCAUGAAGAACUUCAAGAAUGUGCCAGACGUGUACAACUACUACGGUGAGCUGCUUCUCGAUCAGCAAAAAUACCAGGAGGCGAUUGAGAAGUUUGACACGGCGGUUGAGAUGGAGACGCAAUCCAAGAAGAUGGGCAUCAACGUGCUCCCGCUCAUCAACAAGGCCCUCGCUUUGUUCCAAUGGAAGAACGACUUCUCGGAAGCCGAGAAACUGUGCCAAAAGGCACUCAUCAUUGACCCGGAAUGCGACAUUGCCGUGGCCACGAUGGCGCAACUGCUACUGCAGCAGGGCAAGGUGGUGGAAGCGCUUGAAUACUUUGAGCGUGCAGCGGAACUCUCACGGACAGAGGGUGAGAUUGUCAACGCGUUGAGCUACGCAGAGGCGACGAGGACACAGCUGGAGGUGCAAGAAAAGUAUCCCAAGCUGGCAUCGAGACUGGGGGCCAUGGGACCGGCGUUGGGACCGGCGGGCAUGCAAUAG